GGCGCUCAGACUCAGGGUAAGUAGAUCCCCCGCCCCUGGCCGGGGCACGAGCGCCAAUGCGAGACAUCCGCGCGGACCUCCGGGAAGGUUCCUAUGUUGAUGCCAUUAUCUGUUGCCCGAUCCUUGACGGAGGCCGUCCGCCAGGGCGCGCGCGACGCGGGGUUCCUCGGCAGGGACGGGUACGCCGUGCUGCUGCGCGACGGGGCGCCCCGAGAGCAGGCGGCCGUCCUGCGCGAGAUGGCCACCUUGUCGUGUGAGUCCCCCGGGCUCAGGGCAUGUGUCCUCAACGUGGUGGUGAUGCGCCUUGCCCAGGCGGGCGAUCUCGAGCAGGCCCGCGGGGUCCUGCGGGAGAUGGCCCGCGAGCGGCUGUGGAACCCGCUGACCUACCAGCUGGCCGGGCGCCUGCCGGCUUCGGCCAGCAGUCUGGAGGGGGCGCCGCCGUUCCCAGGGCUGGUGGACGCCGGCGCUGGAUCGCACAAGUACGUGCGGGCGGCCUACCAUGCGCUCGCGAGGGCAUCGUUCGGCGACGCCGAGUCCAUUCUCCGCGCGCUCGAGGAGUUCUCGGGGAGGAGCUGGCUGAAAUUCGGGGCCGCCUACGAGAAGGGCGCGGUCAUCGACGGCGUCUUGCAGCGACUACCCCGUCGGGGGCGACCUAGCAACGUGGUCGAAUAUGGCACGUUUCUGGGCUACUCCGCUAUCCGAAUGGCGCGAGUGCUCGGCGCCGGAGCCAGGAUCGUGACCUUCGAGCUUGACCCGGAGGUCGCUUGCCUGGCAAUGAACCUGAUCGAGUUCGCGGCGACGGGCGUGCAGAUCGACGUCUGGACCGGGCAGUGCGAAGACCUGGCGCCGCGCCUGGUGGAGCAGGUUGGCCUCCAUUCCGUCGACCUUGUGUACAUGGACCACAGCCAGAUCACGUACCACCGGGACCUGGCCCAGCUCGAGGCGCUGGGCGUCCUCGCCAGCGACGCGCGGGUCGUCGCGACGCAGGGCCUGAAGCCAGGCGCGCCGCUGCUGGCGUGGCGGCUGGCGCAGGCUGAGAAAGCCGGGAGGUGUUCCGUGGAGGUGGUCUCGUCGCCGGACUGCGGCUGCCGCAUGAUGGAGGAUUGGGUCGUCACGGCCCAGAUUCACGGACAGCCGCAGGAUUCGUGGGAGCCCCCAGAGCCGCCGUUCCAGUUGGCGCUCCUUGCAGCGGAGUGCAACUUGAUGCGCUGGCGCACGGCGCAGGGGCUCGUGGACGAGCGCCGCUGGAAUGGCUUCGUGCAGCACGUCCGCCGGGGCGUGGAGCAGCACGCCGGCCUCGCGAGCGCGCGGGACGUCUGGCCCGACGCCUCGGUGCGGGACCGGGCCCGGAGGCUGCGGUUCGAGCGGAUGGACUACUAGGGUCGGCAUCGCCUGGACCCACAGUCAGGACGCUGAAAUAAUGCAGCUUGGGUUCGGGAGGAGCUCGUCGUCAUCUGGGCGGCCUCCCGAGACAGGACGGACCGGCAUCUUGGAGUACGGCAGGAUGGAGUGCGACGGAGGACGGAACUGGCGCGGGGCGCGGGCUCCAGCUGGCGCGGCGGGGGCCCUGGCAGAGGUUCGAGCUCACCUGCGGGAUUGACGAUCGGAGGGGUGCCAGUGGAGACAGCGGCGGUCUCCCUGGCGUUUCUCAUCUUUUCCCAAGGCGAGCUUUCCGCCAGCCGAAGAAAGUCAUGGCACUCGUCGUUGUUGCCACGCUCCUGGUAGAUUGAGAUGGUGGAUAAUUACUCUUUCGCAUUUGCUGACUGCCAUCUUUACCUCACGCUGGUAUAUUAUGAGUGGUACUGUUGAUCCCGACGUCAAGCAAUCGGAUGACCAUCGAUGGGUACCGUCAGGAAGAAUGUCGCCGGAGUCGCGUUUUACAGAGGUCAUACGGGGCAUUGCCAUGACGAAGCUGUGU
Prorocentrum cordatum is the source of this 1918-nucleotide messenger RNA. Lineage: Eukaryota; Dinophyceae; Prorocentrales; Prorocentraceae. The record is from the annotation of a GenBank genome assembly.